Molecule: messenger RNA, 1578 nt
Organism: Diplodia corticola
Lineage: Eukaryota; Fungi; Ascomycota; Dothideomycetes; Botryosphaeriales; Botryosphaeriaceae
Product: lysophospholipase
Exons: 4
Coding region: 1-1578 (525 amino acids)
Molecular function (GO): protein binding; asparaginase activity
Source: RefSeq, a predicted model, not a curated record
AUGGUGUCUGCCGGCCAAGAGGUCCCCGAGACGCGGGUUUUGAUCGUCAUUACCGGCGGCACAAUCUGCAUGCAGGAGUCCGAGGAUGGUCUCAUUCCCGCACGUGGUUUCCUGAAAAACUGCCUGGCGCCACGCCCGUCCUUCAACGACGGCUCGUACCCCGAGCCGCUCGAGAUUGUCACCGAUGACAAGGGCUCCAAGAAGGCGGUCCAGAGCCUGCGUACGCCCAAGAGCUCGUACAACCGACGCGUGCGCUACUCGGUGCUUGAGUUCGAGAAGCUGCUGGACAGCAGCUCCAUCAACGCCGCGGGCUGGGACGAGAUCGCCCGCACUCUGUACCGCAACUACACGCUGUACGAUGGCUUCGUCGUGCUUCACGGCACCGACAGCCUGGCCUACACGUGCUCCGCCCUCAGCUUCAUGCUGCAGAACCUGGGCAAGCCUGUCAUCCUGACGGGCAGCCAGGCCCCCAUGAUGCAGCUCCAAAACGACGCAACCGACAACCUGCUCUCCAGCCUGGUCAUUGCUGGCCACUUCAUGAUCCCCGAGGUCUGCCUCUUCUUCAACUUCAAGCUCUUCCGCGGGAACCGCUGCACCAAGGUCUCGGCCGACGACUUCAAUGCCUUCGCCAGCCCGAAUCUGGCUCCGCUGGCCACCAUUUCCAGCCUGCGUACCAACGUGCAGUGGCACCUCGUGCAUCGCCCCACGAGCGUUCACCCCUUCAGCAUCCAGACCAACCUUGAUACCGCGCACGUCGCCUGCCUGCGUGUCUUCCCAGGCAUCAAGCCGGAGAUGCUGGAUGCGGUUCUACGCCUGGAUGGUCUCAAAGGUCUCGUUCUGGAGACUUUCGGUGCCGGCAAUGCCCCCGGUGGUCCUGACUCGGACAUGACCAAGAUUAUGACUGACGCUGUCAAACGCGGCAUUGUCAUUGUCAAUGUCACACAAUGCCUCAGCGGAAGUGUCAGCGCUCUCUACGCACCGGCUACCGUCCUUGGCAGGGCUGGCGUUGUGUUUGGUCAGGACAUGACAACCGAGGCAGCACUGACGAAGCUCUCUUACCUUUUGUCCCUGCCCGACAUGACACCUGUCGAGAUUGCCAAGAGGAUGUCCGUAAGUCUCCGUGGAGAGCUGGAGGAGAGUGGUCGCACGCAUUUCCAGCACCCAGACAGCGGUCUCAUGAGCCCCGAGAUUAAGAGCUUGGUGUCGUUGGGCUACAUGAUCAAGGAUGGAGAUUUCAAUGGCGUCAAAGAUGUCAUAAGGCACGAGCCGAAAUACCUGCUCAACGAGACGGAUUACGCCGGCAACACACCCUUGCACUUGGCGGCAUCCGGGCCGAACGUCGAGAUCCUGCGCGAAUUUCUGUCGCAAGGCGCGUCUGUCCACCUGCGCAACCGAGAAGGACACACGCCGCUCUAUCUCGCGGCGCACGCGGGGCAAGGCGACCAUGUGCGGCUGCUGCGCGAAGCGGGCGCGCAUCUGCACGCCGAGGAGACGGCGUCGGCGUCGCUGCACGCGGUGGAGAAGGGGCGCGCUGAGGUCUGGCGGCUGGCAGGCGUCGGCGAGAACGGCACCGGGUGA